Messenger RNA from Neospora caninum, 954 nucleotides. RefSeq lists its product as uncharacterized. NCBI's taxonomy places the organism in Eukaryota, Apicomplexa, Conoidasida, Eucoccidiorida, Sarcocystidae. The record is from RefSeq and is a predicted model, not a curated record. The transcript has a single exon. The coding region runs from base 1 to 954 and encodes 317 amino acids. Gene Ontology annotation, molecular function: calcium ion binding.
AUGGCGGGAGCAAACAAGGCAAUCCGUCGGGACGAGGUCUCGUCGGCUCGUGAAGUUGACGGCCAUGUCGGCUCUCCUACGCCUUCUUCACAUGCGGGCCUCAUCUCGCGCUUUUGUACCGGUGCGGUGCUUUUGCUAGCCCUGUCCCAGGUUUUCUGUUUUCUGGUGAUUUCCGUCUUUGGUUUCGAAGAUCUGCCCUCUCAAUCUGAAUGGGUUUGUCGGAUCGCGGAAGCCGGGCAGCGCUGUGGCGACGUAUUUAAGAACGAAGUGACACACGACAAGGGAGCAAUUUGCAGGCCGGGCGAUUGUUGUGCAAGGACGGCAAUAAGUAGCUCUGGAAAUUUAGGAGACAUCUGUACCUCGGACAAAUUCCAGUGCAGGAACCAUAAGGACCCGUUCAGUUACGGAAAAUGUGAUCUGAAGAACCAGUGCCACAAAUGCUCGAAGAACUCAAAAUGUCACGAGGACACCUCUGAAAAUGGCGGUGUCUGGUGUCAAUGCCCUCCUGGAGGUCAGGGCACAGGCAUCACCUGCAACAUUGAUCCCUGCAAAGGCAAUCCGUGCAACAACGGCAUCUGCUCACAAAAAAAGAACAACCCAUCUGAAUUUGAAUGCCAGUGCUAUCCUGGUUACACCCUCGUGGAAGACAACUUGGGGAGGUACAAGGCCUGUGUUGACUACUGUGGAACUGGGAUUUGCGGCGAGGGGGCGUUACGAUGCAUAAACGGCGAAUCACAACACAUGUGUAUCUGCAAAAAAGGCUACGUGAACCAGCGACUGAACGGCUUCGACACUUGCGUGAAGCCUGACUUAUGCUCGGUCCAGCCAUGUGGCAGACCUAACGCAGUCGUGUCGUGCAAAACGACCUCGGCAACGACGUACGAUUGCGAGUGUCAGGCGGGAUUCAAAAAGCAAAAACUCAAUGGCCGUCCAUACUGCGCCGCUGCUGUUUAA